ACAAAUACUCAAGAUGCAGCUACUAAACAUUUGCUUAGCGCUAUUGGCUUGCUCAGCCUGCGGCAUGGCCAGUCCUUUGAGCAAUCGCUACUUGCCACCACAUCAGCAGCAGCACCAGGGCUACAAUGGCUAUCAGCAGUUUGCAGCUAGUUCAGGCUAUGCCUCGGUGGCUGCGCCUACGCAGCAAUAUUUGCCGCCAGCAGCGAGCUACAACGACUUUGCAGCCUCCUCCUCAGCCGCUGCCUAUGCCACGCCCUCACGUCAGUAUCUGGCGCCUGCAGCAAGUCACAAUAGCUAUGCCGCGCCCGCACAUCAGUAUCAACAUCAUCAUCACCAGCAAGCGGCGCCUGCUGUUGCUCAUCAUAGCUACCAAGCCGUCGCGCCCGCUGCCACGAACUUUAACUACGCCACUUCUGCCUCCGCUCAUGCCACUCAAGCAGUUCGUCCUGUCGGCCGCACCACCAGCUACAGCUACGCCAGUCCAGCCCGCUAUGCGCCACGUCAGUCGCUUCAUGUCUACAACACUGCAGCCGCCUCUGCCCAGUCCCACUCCUAUGCACGUGCUCCUGUCCAGCAUCACAGCUACGCUCAACAUGGCAGCUCAUCGGGCUAUACUCAGCAUGGCAGCUCAUCGGGUUACACUCAGCAUGGCAGCUCAUCGGGCUACGCUCAGCAUGGCAGCUCAUCGGGCUAUGCUUAUGAUGGCGCCGCUUCCACUGGCACUCGCUAUGGCUCCAAUGGCGGCUAUCUCUACCGCUAG
Messenger RNA from Drosophila busckii, 760 nucleotides. RefSeq names its product filaggrin-2. NCBI's taxonomy places the organism in Eukaryota, Metazoa, Arthropoda, Insecta, Diptera, Drosophilidae. The record is from RefSeq and is a predicted model, not a curated record. Bases 14 to 760 code for a protein of 248 amino acids. The transcript is spliced from 2 exons.